Molecule: messenger RNA, 1586 nt
Organism: Poecilia latipinna (sailfin molly)
Lineage: Eukaryota; Metazoa; Chordata; Actinopteri; Cyprinodontiformes; Poeciliidae
Gene: spam1
Product: sperm adhesion molecule 1
Exons: 4
Coding region: 124-1449 (441 amino acids)
Biological process (GO): hyaluronan catabolic process; carbohydrate metabolic process
Cellular component (GO): acrosomal vesicle
Molecular function (GO): hyalurononglucosaminidase activity
Source: RefSeq, a predicted model, not a curated record
ACCCAGAAGAAGAAGAAACCACUUCUGCUCAAACAUGACUCAACAAAUCAUCAAAUGCAGAAGACAUAAGAAAUGCUUGACAGAUCUUGACUGUUAAUUCAAGAGAGCAGCAGGGCUAUAACAAUGGCUUCGCCCUUUCUUUCCUGUCUCAACCUCUGUAUGAUUAUAUCAGUCUUUGCAUUACCACCCACUGAGCCACCACUGGUUCGUGACCAUCCCUUUGUGGCCAUAUGGAAUGCCCCCACUGACCAAUGCAAACAGCUUGAAAUUCCACUGGAUACCGCUGCCUUCCAGGCAGUGACUACACCUUCAGCUGUGCCAGGUCAGUUUCUUACCAUCUUUUAUGAAGAUCGCCUUGGCCUGUAUCCUAAAGUCGACAUAAUCAAGCACAAGAUCUACAAAGGUGGUAUCCCCCAAAACGGGAACUUGACAGAGCAUCUUGCUAAGGCCAAAAGUACAAUAGAUCACUAUAUCUCCCAAGAUUCCUCUCCUGGGCUGGCUGUGAUCGACUGGGAGUCCUGGCGCCCUCUGUGGGACCAAAACUGGGGAUCAAAACGUAUCUAUCAGAAGCUAUCCAUUACUCAUGCAUUGCAGCUGGCUCCCUUUUUGUCAGCAAAGAAAAUUUCUCAAACAGCCAAGAGCCAGUUUGAGCUAGCUGGGCGACGCUUCAUGGAAAAAACUAUCAGCAUUGGCAUCGGCAAACGUCCAAACCGCCGCUGGGGCUUCUAUCUGCUUCCUGAUUGCUUCAACUAUGGAUGGAACAAGCCAGGAUACACAGGGAGGUGCUCCACUAAAACUAAGAAGCAGAACAACAAGCUGCUGUGGCUGUGGGAACGAAGCACCGCCCUCUUUCCAUCCAUCUACCUCCAUAUUACUCUGAGAAACUCUCCCCGGGCCGCUCUCUAUGUUCGUAAUCGUGUCCAAGAGGCGCUGAGGGUGGCAGCGCUGCCAAAACACCUCUCCACUGUGCCUGUCUAUGUCUACUCCAGACCCCUGUACCGGGAUCAGACCCAAAUGUUUCAGACUCAGACAGAUCUUGUUAACACUCUUGGAGAGUCUGCAGCUCUGGGUGCUUCUGGGGUUGUAAUCUGGGGAGGUACCAGGGACUACAACAACAAGGCCUCCUGCCAGUCUCUGUCUGACUACCUGUCCUCCACGCUCAGUCCAUAUGUUGCCAAUGUGACUGCGGCUGCCAUGCUCUGCAGUAGGCUGCUGUGUAAGGGAAAUGGCCGCUGUGUGAGGAAGAACUACAACACCGCUCACUACCUUCACCUGAACCCCACCUCCUUCCGCAUCCUAAAGGCAAGCGGGAAGUACAUCGCCGUCGGUCUCCCAUCUGCCAGCGACCUCAACGACUGGGUGGAGAACUUCACAUGCCAGUGCUAUGCUGGGUGGAGCUGCUUUCCUGAGCUGCAGCGUCCAACUCAAGUUCAACUUAUAAGGGUUUAAAUUGUGAGGGGAGUAAAUGAAUGGCCCUUGCUGCCUUCUUAUGGUUGUGUAGUCAUUGCUGUGAGGAAAACAUAUCAUAAACAAUGUUUGCUCACAAAAUAAAGAUAUGAGGCAAAACAUUAAAUUCCUGAUUCCUG